AUUUAUUUCUUCCUUUUUCUCCCCUGUAUGUCUUUUGGUUCCACCAGUUUGGUUAAUUCUCUCUCUCGAGUUGUUUACUAUAUAUUAAGGGGUCGUUUGACCCCUUUCAUAUCCGGAGCAUACUGAUUCUUUGAAGAUGGGUACUAAGGUCAAAGGCUUUUUUAGAGGCCUUAAAAACAUCUCAAAUCUAUUCGAUGAAGAAGACGAAGAACAAGAAAUACAGAUCGGUAUGCCCACGGAUGUGAAGCAUCUUGCUCAUAUCGGUGCUGAUGGACCUGCUGCUGAAUCUCCUAGCUGGAUGAGGGACUUUGGUGAUGGACAAGGUCAUUCAGCACCAAUGGACAUGACGCCUACUACCAAUAAAGGUACAAAGAACCACAGGAUUACUCGAAGUGAAGAACUAAAUAGGGACCUUCCAGAUGUACCCAAAACAUCUAGACACCGUCAUCAUCGCUCAAUGGACAAUUCUAUGGACCAUGAGUCACAAUCAUCAACCAAAACAAAGCAUAGGAGACACCACAGAAUUCGACGCUCCCACGACAAAGACAAAGGGACCUUGCCCGACAUUCCCAAGAAGUCUCGACGCAAGAAGCCAAAAGAUGAGGACGGGUCAACAAAAUCUAAAGAUAGUGAAUCUUCCGCUGGGGAUUUUUAAACCGAUGUUAGGAUCAUCCUACAACGAAACUCAACGAAUUAGUUAGGAAAUAUGGACACUGGGAACUUUGAAUCUCACCCAGUUUUUGAAAGGUUACUUUCGGGGUAGAUGAUUGAUUAGUCAUAUGCAUGUUCCAUUUCCCCUUUCCUAUGCACCUUAACUUCAUGUAUGUUCUUGAAAGAUUGAUUCUUGAAUGAUCAUUACUUUUGUUCUUCA
Messenger RNA from Erigeron canadensis, 871 nucleotides. RefSeq names its product CRIB domain-containing protein RIC7-like. The record is from RefSeq and is a predicted model, not a curated record. Lineage: Eukaryota; Viridiplantae; Streptophyta; Magnoliopsida; Asterales; Asteraceae. The transcript has 4 exons. The coding region runs from base 137 to 655 and encodes 172 amino acids.